GUAACGGAACAAGCGGGAAUUCGUCCUGCAUGACGCCUGGGGUGACAUUCGGUGUAAGCCGCAGUGAUUGGUGGAAACAAAGAACUCGUAACUUAUGAUGCGAGAGAAGAUGGCAACAGCAGAAGCCAUCAGCACGGGCCAGGAAGGCUCACGCGACCAUUCACACUCCCAAAAGGCUUUCGAAAACACUGCAACCUAUUUGAACGCGGACCCGACCACCCCAACGCGUCCGAUCACCUUCGACGCGUCAACUCCGCCGACCCAACGACACUCGUUACGAGCGAGACAACCAACCGGACGUGUCCUGAACAUUGACGAAGGGAGCGACGAAGCCGGGGAGGGGGAUGGAGAACAGACGGACACUCGUCAAAAGACAAACGGCAAGCGCGGUCGCCCGCCAAAGUUGGCGAAGACGCAACCGGGAGUAGAUGGGCAUCGAGGACUCUGUGCAGCUUAGACAGUGCUUUCCGAUAGGCGAGUCAUCAAGGCGAGCGGAAUAUCCAGAACACAAUUAUUCUCGCUGGCAGAAUUCUCACUCUCAAUAUUUCCAGGGAAGAUAUCGAAGGUCCGUCUCCCAGUUCCAAAAGUAUUCAUAUUCAAGGUGCUGCAUCGCGAACCACUGCAGGGCCAUGUGCAUACUGCGUGCUACCCAAUGGAUUGGUCCGUCUAACAUCUGUAAUGGAUCUUCCAGAGUGGCGUUUUGGUCAUCAGCUCCCGUGCUUCGAUCGUGUCCGGUUUUCAUACCCGAGCCUUCGACCGUUUCUUUGACAUACUGAAAAUCUUGCGCCAGCUUAUCAACUAUAGAGCGGAUCGACUUCCAGGGCGAUUGGCUUCACUUGCGCGCUUCGGC
Messenger RNA from Exophiala oligosperma, 850 nucleotides. RefSeq lists its product as uncharacterized. The record is from RefSeq and is a predicted model, not a curated record. The coding region runs from base 95 to 457 and encodes 120 amino acids. NCBI's taxonomy places the organism in Eukaryota, Fungi, Ascomycota, Eurotiomycetes, Chaetothyriales, Herpotrichiellaceae. The transcript has a single exon.